UUUGUGCAAAUUUUUGUUGUCAAUCACAGAUGAAGACAUAAAAUGCCUUUAUAAAUUCUAAAAGGAUUUAAAACGUUUUGUUUUUGACUCAUUAAGUGCCGUGAAUAAGUAUUUACUAGUAUGUGAAAUAGCCUUCAGCAAAUAUUGGGUUUCUUCAAAUUACCCAAUUCUUAUUCAAGUAAGAAAAAUGUGAAGAAAUCAGCUCUGUCUCUGCCUGAGAAGAAUAAAAGUGGAACUUAAAUACUUCAACUUUCCGGAGAUCGAUCAAUUUUAAUCGUGCGAUGUUCGAUUCACAGCUGGCGACGGUUGUGUCAUGGUUCGACACGUGGAACGAGACUGGUCAGGCGGUGGCGUUGAUCAAAAUGGUCACCCGGGUGUCACCCAUCCAGGCCAGGUUCAUUGCGAUUGCGCUUGACCACACCCUCAACAAGUUCAGUGAACUCGCUCUACAGGAACAGGCUGCCAAUAAUCCAGGUUUUGUGGGCAGUCUACUAUUGGAACGGAAGGAAGUAGCCAUGGCUCAACUACUUUUACAUCUGCCACUGCUCAGGCCUGAUAACUAUGAGGCAAAACAGCGCUAUCUGACUCUGUUGCCCUCUGUCAUAAGCCACUCCAUCCAGACCUAUUCCAACGUAGAGGAGGCCAGGCAACUGCUAGCCUACAUCCUGAUACAUCCUGCUCUCAAGGACGCCAAAGGGCAAUUUGAGCCCUGGAGAAAAGCCUUGGGUGAACUUAUUAUUAUGAAUGGCAAUACCAACCAAGCUUGCCAGGCUUCUGCUGCUUCAGUUUCGGCUGGUAUUAAUGUGCCUGGUGGUAGUAUUACGGCGAUUAGUGAUGAAGGAGCCUUCCAGCAGAAAACCAGACGAAGCAACAGUCUGACACCACCUUUCGGGAUUACUCCACCUAACGAAGCCACCUCACAGGAUGACAUGGUGCAAGAAAAAGCGCGACGUUUCUCUCUCUCUUCAGACAGAGAGGUUCAGAAUGCCGGACCUCCUCUCUCCCCGCAAUCUUCACAGGCCUCCUCAGGCAGUGGCUCAGAGGUGCAUCUCGAAGAUCUCAAGCCUAACGAUAAUCCUGGAAUGAGAGACCUACAUUGUUGGCUGAAAUCGUUGAGACUGCACAAGUACGCUAUCCACCUGUCGACGUUGACCUACGAUCAGAUGAUGUCUUUGAACGAGGACACUUUCGACCAAAUCAUAGCGGCCAAGGUCACGCAGGGGGCACGCCGCAAAAUGCUCCUGUCCAUCACAAAACUCAGAGAACGCUACAGUAUUCUCUGUAAAUUGGAACAGGAUGUGAUAAACAAUGGCAACCUCCUUAUUGCAACAGAAGAAUUGAAAACUAUUCUAGAAUCACCCAUGAGGGCCUCGCCUGACGAAGAGAAAGAAACAGUAGAUGAUAUACCUUUCCAUUUUACUAAAGUUUUAGGAAAAGUUUGUACGCAGUUGAUAGUGAAUGGCCUGAGAGAUGACGACUCAAUUUAUCGAUUCAAGAAUCUUCUGGACGUGACCCUGAGUCAUGAGGCGUUUGUCAAUCAUCAUCGAAGGAUAGCCUCGUGGAAAGUACAAAUUGAAAGAUUGAUAGAAUCCCGCUUCUCCACGCCCAACAUGUUCCUACACCCAACCCGGCCAGUUCGCUCGCCGCCAUCUUGGGGCGGACUGCCAAUCCGCUAUCAACCUCCCUCCACUGCCCCCACCCACUGUUCCCCCUCCAUCCCCUCUCACUACCCGGCGCAUGCGCAGCGCAACAGUUUGCCAGUGGUCAGCGGUCUUGAAUCCAACGCCAUGAUGUUCCUCGCCAAACGGCCCAGUCUGCAGGACAGAACGCUGCUCGAGUUAAAAGCAGCCGACGCACACAGUGGUAUACAGAGGACCCAAUCGGCGCCUCCGAACCCCGCAGUCAGCAAUACAGCGUCAGGUGUGACGUCAUCACAGCCAGGUGUGACGUCAUCACCCGUCAGUGAGCCAGAGAUUAACACACGUCUGGAGACGCUCUGCAGACAGAUGACCGAGAAGGCCUUGAGCGGUGGUGCAGAACUAUAAUAAGUAUUACACUUCUUCUGUGUGCCUAUAUAUUUGUAUCUAUUUAUUUAUUGUUUCUGAAAAAAAAUACAAAAACAAUUUGUAGUCCGCUUGCCACGAGUUGACCACUGGCUGAUAGAUAGAUUGUCUCUAUACGAUAGGUUGAUAUCUAUCUAUUUAUUGUCUCAGAAAAUAA
Molecule: messenger RNA, 2220 nt
Organism: Nilaparvata lugens (brown planthopper)
Lineage: Eukaryota; Metazoa; Arthropoda; Insecta; Hemiptera; Delphacidae
Product: protein Smaug homolog 1
Exons: 12
Coding region: 282-2045 (587 amino acids)
Biological process (GO): negative regulation of translation; regulation of DNA-templated transcription; nuclear-transcribed mRNA poly(A) tail shortening
Cellular component (GO): P-body
Molecular function (GO): translation repressor activity; mRNA binding
Source: RefSeq, a predicted model, not a curated record